Molecule: messenger RNA, 1238 nt
Organism: Pongo pygmaeus (Bornean orangutan)
Lineage: Eukaryota; Metazoa; Chordata; Mammalia; Primates; Hominidae
Exons: 4
Coding region: 507-1151 (214 amino acids)
Source: RefSeq, a predicted model, not a curated record
GACCCGAGGGGGGCCCCCACGCCCCCUCUGGCCUCUCAGGUCAGGCCCUCCCCUCCCCUCCCCUCCCCCGCCCCUGUGUCUGGGCGAGCCGGCUGUGUGCCUGCGAGAGCGUGCACACCCGCGGGACCUUCCCUUUUGUUCCACCCUGACCUCUACCUUCUCUACCUUGCGCUGACCCCGCUGGGGUGCAGGGGCUCCCUUCGGAGGAGGCCGGGGCUCAAGGUGUGCAGCUCGGCCGCCUCUCCCUAACUCUGCACCAGCGCCUCCUCUCUCUCUCUCUCUCUCUCUCUCUCUCUCUCUCUCUCUCUCUCUCUCUCUCUCUCUGUCUCUCAGAUCUCCCUCCCGCUAAGUCUGCGCUGCUGCAGGAGGGCUGGGGGAAGGGCAGGGGUGUGGAGAGGGGGUGCCUGGUGUCUUCUUUCUCUCUCUGCCCCCACCAAGUGCGGACGCAUCGAGCUCCGGCCCCCACCCCUGCAUUCGCGAUUGGCUCCCGGAGGAGGUGGCUGGUGAUGCCGCCGCUGCAGCAUCUCCUACGGAGCCGCGACCCUGCGCCCGCCGCUGCUGCCGCUGUCACCAGCCCGGCCCCAGGGGUGCCCUGGGCUCCGCGGCUGAGGCGCCUAGGGAGUUGCCCCCCUAGUGGACGGCCUCUCAGGAGAUCCCGGCCACCCUCUGGGAACCUGGAAUCCUCCAAGCAUCGUCUUUCUCGCUCGCAUCUUCAGAGAGAGGUGCUGAGCCCUCCCUCAUGGACACGGGGUCCCGGGAGGCAGCCUUUACCAGGGACCUGCCCAGGAAACCAUCAGCUGCCCAGCUGUAGCUGUGCAUUGAUGGCGCCGUGCGGCCUGGCUGCAGGUCCCGCAGCUAUGGAGAGGACCCAGCAGGCAGUGCAGGGAGAGCCCGGCUCGGCGCGUGGUCAGCUCCAAGUCAGCCCUGAAAUGUCCAUGACUCACAAAGAAAAGGAAAAUGCUCAUUUGAAAGAAAUUCUUCUCUUUGUCAAUGCUGAGGCAUUCUCUCAGCCCCAGCCCCACAGUGCUCCAGUGUGUGAAGGGCAACAGCUGACAGGGAAGUUCAGCACGUCUCUCCUGACCAGGGCUGGAGGCGAUGCCAGUCCGUGCAGCUGGGAACGCCUCCUCCACUGUGGCUGGAGCCACUGCUGAAGGGACUCCACCUGGCACCUGUGCCACCAAGGGCCCCUGAACGGGUAUCCAGGCCCACCCUUAAUAAAGAUGAGCUGCUCAUUCCCA